Messenger RNA from Caenorhabditis auriculariae, 698 nucleotides. The record is from the annotation of a GenBank genome assembly. NCBI's taxonomy places the organism in Eukaryota, Metazoa, Nematoda, Chromadorea, Rhabditida, Rhabditidae.
AUGUUCCGUCAGUUUGCCCUCGUCGCCGCGUUCGCCUGCGUGGCCUUGGCCAUGCCGCGUCCUGACGCUGUACCGGAAAACUUUGAAGACAUCCCGGCCGAGUACAAGGCCAUGAUUCCCGAUGAAGUCGCCCAGCACCUCAAGGACGUCACCCCCGAAGAGAAGGCUGUCCUCAAGGAGCUCGCCAAGAACUACAAGGAUUACAAGAACGAAGAUGAGGUGGGGCUUUCGGUGAUGCGAGCUUUUUCAACAACUCAUUCCUAGUUCCUCGAGGCUAUCAAGGCCAAGUCCCCAUCUCUCCACGAGAAGGCCCAAAAGCUUCACAACCUCAUCAAGGAUAAGGUCGAAAAGCUCGGAACUGAGGCCCGCGCCUUUGUCAAGGAGGUAAGUCAUUCGACAUGCUUUUUAACACGUUUCAAUGGGUGGAAACUUGACAGGUUCUGGCUGACGGCCGCAAAAUCCACGCUCAAUAUCUCGCCGGAGAGAAGCCAUCGCUCGAGACUCUCAAGACGUCCGCCAAGACCCACAUCGACGCCUACAAGAAGCUGAGCGACGAGGCCAAGACUCAGUUCAAAGAGCAGUUCCCGAUCCUUACCUCAGUCUUCCAGAGUCAGUUCAACUAUUUUUUUCCCAAGAAUAUAUUUCUCAUCCUUUCAGACGACAAGAUCCAGGCUCUCGUCGACAAAUACAUCAACUGA